Molecule: messenger RNA, 2730 nt
Organism: Owenia fusiformis
Lineage: Eukaryota; Metazoa; Annelida; Polychaeta; Sabellida; Oweniidae
Source: the annotation of a GenBank genome assembly
CGUUUAUUUAGCGCAGUUAUGAAAAAAUAAAAUGAAAUUAUAUUUCCUCUUUUUCCUCAUUUGUACGAUAAGUAGAGGUACUUAUGGAUCGGUAUACACAAUAGAUGAUUCCCAUGGACUUGGUCGUCGUUAUGACGGGUUUGGUGCCAUAAGUGGAGGAGGGGCCACAUCAAAACUAUUGGUGAAUUAUGAAGAGAAUAUUCGGUCACAGAUUUUAGAUUUCUUGUUCAAGCCAAACUUCGGGGCCAGCCUCCAAAUCCUCAAGGUGGAGAUAGGGGGAGAUGGGCAGAGCUCUGAGGGUGCAGAAUCAUCCCACAUGCACUCUGCUGAUGACGAGGACUACACACGUGGCUAUGAGUGGUGGAUGAUGAAAGAAGCCAAGAAGCGCAAUCCUGCCAUCAAGCUUGCAGGUCUCCCUUGGUCCUUCCCAGGUUGGGUAGGAGGAGACACUACCUGGCCCUAUACACACCCAGAGGUUACUGCUAAGUACAUCACCAAGUGGGUCAUAGGGGCACAGAAGUACCAUAAUCUCUCCAUAGAUUAUAUUGGGGUUUGGAAUGAGAAACCCUAUGAUGUGCAGUAUAUAAAGAUUCUGAGACAGAUGCUAGAUCAGGCUAGCCCUCAUACCCAGAUAAUCGCAGCAGACAUAUUGGGUCAGAAUGGAUUUGAUAUCAUCAGAUACAUGCAGAAGGACCCAGAACUGAAUCGAUCAGUGUCCAUUGUUGGAAUACACUACCCAGGGACUAACAGUCCUAGUUAUGCACAAGAAUCACAUGUACAGUUGUGGUCCAGCGAGGACUACAGUUCUUUGAAUGAUAACGAGGGUGCUGGUUGCUUGGCAACGGUCCUGAAUAAGAAUUACAUUAAUGGUUACUUCAGUGGAACAAUAACAUGGAACCUCAUUGCCAGUUACUAUGACAACCUCCCAUACACAAGAAAGGGUUUGAUGACAGCAGAAGAACCUUGGAGUGGUUAUUACUCUGUUGAGCCACCUAUAUGGAUAACUGCCCACACCACCCAGUUUACUUCAAUAGGCUGGUACUACCUGAAGCAUGGCUCUGGAGUGGGUUACCUAGAUCAGGGGGGAAGCUACGUUACAUAUCUAAGGCCUGGGGGUGAUCUCACUAUUGUUAUAGAAACAAUGACUCAUGACCACUCAGUGUGCAUAAGACCUCCUUAUCCACCUUACGAAGUGAAACCUCAGAAUGCAACCUUCAAAAUACAAGGGAGCAUGAAGAUGGUUGAUCAGCUCUACCUCUGGUAUAGUGCUCUUAAGUUUGAUGGCAGCAAGUCAACACUCUUCCAACAGAUGACUCCUGUCAAAGUUGUCAAUGGUCAGUUCUCAAUUUCUGUUGGCCUAGAUAGUGUCUACACAUUGUCCACUAUCUCUACUGGCCAUAAAGGAUCUUUCCCUACAACUGCUCAAUCAAAGCCUUUUCCUAAACCAUACAAGGACUCCUUUGAUUCUUACCCAGUUAGCAGUGAAGCAUUCAAUUUUGCUCAACAAGUAGGUGUAUUUGAGACAGCUAAGUGUAAAGAGUUGUACAGAGGUCUCGUUCUGCGCCAGGUUGUGACGAGACAUCCAAUACACUGGUGCCCCCUGCCACUGCUGCAACCCAUCAAUGUCAUUGGCAACUUUAACUGGUCAGACAUCACUGUUACUACUGACACCUACAUUGACACUAAAGAUGGCGCUGAGGGAGCAUUCAUUGCAGCACGUGUUGAUAGAGGAGGCUGUAAUGCAUGGUUAGCUCAAGGGGUCUUCUUUUGGAUUCUUCCUGAUGCACAACAAUUCCAGAUCAGCACAGAUAUAGCAAGGGCCUACAUGGUGAAAAGUGGGAAUGUCAAGUUAGCCAGAGAUACAUGGUAUACCCUCCAGCUACAGGUUAAAGGAAAUGUAGCAAGUGCCUUCGUCAACAAAACUUUAGUUUUCAAUGGGACAGUGAACUCAAGUUCAAAGCAUGGAUUUGCUGCUAUGGGAUUAAGUUCAUUCGGAUAUGGCAGUUUUGACAAUUUCAUGGUCACCUGAUCUACCACAAACAACUGUAUCUGAGGACAUGUUUGAAUAAGUAACAUACCAUGAUAGCAUUACCAUUGACUGCCAAUUUAAUGAGAAAUAUCACAUGAACCAAAGAUGUACUUGAUCGAUUAAGUCAAUUAAUUUAAUGAUGGACCUGUAAUAGCACAUGAACCAAAGGUGUUCUUGAAUUAAGUCUUAAUUUGAAGAUGGACCAGUAAUCCAAGUCCACUAGGCCAUGUCUUGUUUUUCUGAAUUUUUCUUGAUUUAGAUUUAGAGGAAGGGUGAAGCCCUGCAUUCAGGCCCCACAGCCCUCCUCCAGGGGCCUGUUGAGAGUUCUGUUCCUUUUUUGCCAAGUGUACAGAAUCACACUAGUAUCAUUAAUUUUAUUUUAAGACCCUGUACAUGUUUCCUUAUCUCAAUUUGGUUUCAUUUUUUAUACAUUGUUAAUAUGAAUACUUGUUUGUAUCUCUAUAUGAAUAAUAUUGUUAUUUAAAAAUAUUGUGUACAGUUUUGAUACUGCUGUUAAAUCAUCAUCCAUGACCUAUCAAUGAUCAUGUACUAUUAUCAAGUAAUAUUAUCAUGUAGAUGUACUAUUAUCACAUCAUAUUACAGCAUGCUAUGCUAUAAAACAGCAUGUGAUUGCCAUAAUGUCCUUUUAAAUAUUAAUACAGUGAAACCUGUAAACUGGAACACCUCUUGAAGUGGAACAC